AUGGGUAAAACUGAAAAUACAGACUCUGAACCAAAGGCAGAAGCUCCGACGGCUGAUUCACACCUCAUACUGCCUAUAGAAUUCGAGGAUGAGCCAAUAUCUUCAAUCGCGGAAAAAGCCAGAAUCACAGCAACAGUUACUUCGCCUCCUUUACCAGCUCUCGUAAGUGACGAAGCAAACCGAGACUCCUUAUUCCUCAAUCGUAAUUCGUCCACUAAUGGGGUUGAAGAAAAGAAUUUGACUCGUCUUCACGCAGGUCACUUUCGCGAUGAUCCUGUGGCUUUUGUAAUGCAACUGGGCGCGUUUUAUCAAGGAACAGGAUGGCGUAGUUAUAAAAAUUAUAUUGGAACACGUAUACUCUAUGACGGCUAUACAGAAGAAACGAAAGAACGGGUUCUUAAUAGUGAACGCGUCCGUUACAUGAUUGCAUAUCUUGCGGAAAAGCAGACAAAUAUCAUGGCGCAAUCAUUCCCAUCCCUGGAUGUUAAAAGCAUUCAAAAAAGAAAAAAAGCGUUAGAACAAGAAUUGCAGGCUGUAGCCAGGACAAUGGUCGACAAAUUAGUAGCCGACCUGAAUAGUUUGGGAUUCAUUCGAUUUUUCGGAUUCUUUGUAAAUAAUAUAUUAGUAAGAAUGUAUCAUCAAGGCAUUCGUAUACAUUGGCCGGAAUUUCUAGAAGUCCGUCGCGUUGCGAUUCGCGCUGCUCAAAAUUCUCAUUCUCUUAUUAUCCUUCCAUGUCACAAAUCGCAUAUUGAUUAUCUUGUUAUCUCUUGGAUAUUUUUCCGACUUGGUCUUGCUUUACCCCAUAUUGCUGCUGGUGACAAUUUAGAUCUACCGAUAGUUGGUGGAGCACUAAGACGUGGUGGAGCAUUUUUUAUUCGUCGUAUUUGGGGUGAAGAUCAACUUUAUGCAAGUGUGGUGAAAGAAUACGUAGAAGGAUUACUAGAACGUGGGCAUAACAUCGAAUGUUUCAUUGAGGGUACGCGUAGUCGAACUGGAAAAUUGCUGCCGCCUAAACUUGGGAUUCUAAAGAUUGUAUUGGAUUGUAUCUUAUCAGGCAAAGCAAAAGAUUGUUGGAUUGUGCCUAUGUCAAUACAAUAUGAUAAAGUAAUCGAAACAGAAUCUUUUUAUAAUGAAUUAUUGGGAAAUCCAAAAGAAAAAGAAAGUCUUUGGGGAAUAGUUACCAAUACGAGACUAUUACAGUUGAAAAUGGGGCGAAUUGAUGUCCGCUUUGCAAAGCCUUAUUCUCUACAGCUCUUUCUAAAAGAGCAAAUCAAACGAAGAAAUUAUUUUGAUCCUACACAUGAUCAUCAAAAAAUUACCUUAUUAAGGGCUUUAGGCUAUAGGGUCCUUUCUGAGAUAAAUGCAGUAUCGGUAGUUAUGCCGACUGCUCUAGUGGGCACAAUAAUUUUAACAUUACGUGGUCGGGGUGUUGGACGAAACGAACUAGUUCGUCGCGUGGAAUGGCUUCGAUCCGCAAUUCGGGCAAAGGGAGGCAGAGUAGAUGAUUUUGGUGAUAUGACAACUGAGGAGGUUGUAGAUAGAGCGAUAGCAGUUUUAAAGGAUUUAAUUAAAGAGAGAAGAGACUUGCUCGAACCUGUAUUUUAUGCAGAAAAAAGAUUUGAAUUAAGUUUCUAUCGUAAUCAGGUUAUGCAUUUGUUUGUAUCUGAAGCAAUAUUAUCGGCCGCCAUGUAUACAAAAAUAAAGCAGGGUGGCGCUAAAUCCACUCAACGUUUAACCUUUAACGUUGUCCUUGAGGAAGUGACUUUUCUAUCAAAGUUAUUGAAGGUUGAGUUUGUUUAUCAUCCUGGAAAAAUUAAGGAGAAUUUGGAAAUAACGCUGGAUGGGUUAAAGAAUGAUAAUGUAUUCGCAUAUGUUGAUGACUUUGUAGAGCUAUCGGAUACAGAAAGAAAAAACGGACGGGAAAUAUAUGAUUUUUACUGUUUCUUAAUAUGGCCUUUUAUUGAAACUUAUUGGUUAGCUGCGAUCGCCCUCUUUUCCAUGACACCUCCAUACUCCUCUCCCGAGCCAACAACUAUGAUAGUCGACCAAACUACAACACAAAAAACAAUCCCGAUCGUUUGGUUUAAUGAACGAGAUUUCCACAACAAAUGCCAACUAUUUGGAAAAACACUCUAUUACCAAGGCGAUCUUUCAUAUUUCGAAGCAAUAAGUAAAGAAACGUUAAAAAAUGCUUUUAUCAGAUACGAGCAAAUAGGUAUCAUCAAGGUGGAGCGAAGCCAAAACUCUAAAGUCCCAACAACUAUAGCUUUAUGCCCUGAUUACGUCCCAACACGGAACGCCGAAGGAGCUAUCGAGGCUAGCGGAAAGUUAUGGGAUUUUGUCGAGCAUGUUGGUAAAUUUAGGCGGGAAGGCAAAAAUCGGCGAGAUAAUAUGACUGUUAGCUCGAGAGUUUUGCGGUUGGCUGAGAUGGUGGGGAUGCCGAGUACGGCUGAUGUGGGGGUUACGACUAAUUUAUCGAGUAGGCCGUUGAAAGCUGGAAAACCAGAGGCUAAACUUUAA
Ambispora gerdemannii is the source of this 2520-nucleotide messenger RNA. NCBI's taxonomy places the organism in Eukaryota, Fungi, Glomeromycota, Glomeromycetes, Archaeosporales, Ambisporaceae. The record is from the annotation of a GenBank genome assembly.